Messenger RNA from Boeremia exigua, 1614 nucleotides. RefSeq lists its product as uncharacterized. The record is from RefSeq and is a predicted model, not a curated record. Bases 1 to 1614 code for a protein of 537 amino acids. The transcript has a single exon. NCBI's taxonomy places the organism in Eukaryota, Fungi, Ascomycota, Dothideomycetes, Pleosporales, Didymellaceae.
AUGCCGCGACCAGCGCGCGCAAAGAUUCAAUCAAAAACCACAACGACUACACGCGUCGCAAAGCCCAUCGCGCGCAAGCAAGCUGCGCCAGCAGCCGCGAAACCAACUACAAAGCAGACCAGGAAGGCCGCGGCAGCUUUACAAAGCUCCAGCGAUGAUAGCGAUGGUUUGGUCACAAACACAAGGUCCACACGCGCCAAACGGGGUGCGCCGGGGCAAGGAUCAGUCCAUGAGACGGACCUAGAGAUGACUGGCGCGCUGCCUGCCGAAGAUCAAUCACCCAAAACUACGUCUAAGCCUCGUACACCGGCAUCGAAAAGAUCAACUGGCACACGCGCCACAAGAGGCAGCGCACGAUCUUCUGCAGCGAAGCCAUCUUCAGCAGUGGCACAAGCGCCGAGCGGCCCUUCAGACGAAGCCGCAAGUCAUGAUACCCCCGAAGAAGGAGAUACGAGCGGCUUCGGAGACCUCACAUUCUCUUCGCUCAACUCAGAAUCGCCAGCACAUGGAACGCGCCCUCCUUCUGCUGUGAAAGUAGGCGCAACACCAGCGCACGAAACCUCUCUUCUGUUGACCAACUUUAAAAGGCGAGCCAGACAGCCUAGUCUGCUCCGGAUGGUCCAACAGACGACAGAUGUCGAAGAUAACGACGAGUCCGGCAUAAGCAAUACAGACAAUUUUGACUUCGACGACUUCGUUCCUCAGGACGAAUCCACACCGAUCAAUAAGCAAAGAACUACGAACGAGACGGAAGGGGCACAUGAUAGUGGGGCACACCUUUCGAGUUCAGGAUCACGUGGUAGAAAGCGCAAGUUAACGCCAGUCGUGCAAGUGCCGCGUUCGUCGCCGCCGUACGACCCACCAUCUGGCGCAGACGUAGAUUCAGCAAGGUCUCCUUCUCCCAGUCUGCCAGAUGUUCUGCCGUCGCGCGAGGGGGUAGUUGAACAGACACAGGAUGAUCAAGAGAUUCUAAGCCAGACUCUUGCUUCGCCAAAAUCAAGCAGCCCUGUGCGCGAGGUCUCUCAUCCAGCAGCAUCACCUCAGCAAACUCGAGCCCGUCGAAGAGGAAGAGCUCGCAAGCAAAUGACUUACAACGAAGACUCAGACGCAGAGGGGACUGAGACUCCUGUGAAGCAGGCGCGCAAUGCCAAAGUAAAAGCGCAGCAUGUCAUAUCGACAGCACAACUAAAGGGUCUUCUACCUCGCCGACGAAAUCGAAUUCGCGCCCAGGACGAAUACGACUUCACGUCCUCAGAAGACGUGACGCAGUUCGACUCCGACCAAGAUGAGUUACAGAUGCCAACUCGACGAGCCCGUCAACAACCAGCGGGUAAGACAGCCUCACCGAAGACCACCAAGAAGACAGCACGUGGCGGAAAAGGCGCAGCGCCUAACAAAGCCGCGGGCAAAGCAAGCAGAACAUACAGCCGCCGGAUAUCGUCUGACAAAGAGAACGGCGCGGCUGCAGAAGAAGCAGACGAGACGCCAGAGUACUCUGCUCUUGAGGUUUCUGAUAAGCUGGCCGCAAUUCGUAAGAAGUUCGAGGCAAUCGAUGACUUCGAGCUCGAGUUUGCGACUGUUGAUACAGUAACAAGUUCCAGUCCUUUUCGAUGA